This is a messenger RNA of Leptosia nina, 375 nucleotides long. The record is from the annotation of a GenBank genome assembly. NCBI's taxonomy places the organism in Eukaryota, Metazoa, Arthropoda, Insecta, Lepidoptera, Pieridae.
AUGAAAGUGGUUUUGGUUCUUUGUGUUCUCGUGGUAUCAGCAACAUGCGCACCCACUACCACUGUUAACCCCGAAAUAUUAGCGCGGCGUCAUUUACCUGCGCUGGAGCAUGAAGAAGUGCAUGACGAGUUUGGACAAUACGCUCUUCGCUACGUCACAGCUGAGGGAACCGUAGUCUCUGAACGUGGCCGUCUUGUACCAACUGCUGAUGGAAAGGACUACGUGCUCAUCACCGAGGGUGAAGUUUCAUAUAUCGGCGACGAUGGUGAACUCUACAUUACCAAAUUCACUGCUGGGAUCGACGGAUACCACGUAGAAAACAAUCAUCAGCCCAUUGCACCUGGUGCACAAUCUGAAGAGUCGAAGUCCCAGUAA